AUGCCUCGGGAAUUUGUAGGGCAAUUAAACGAGCAAGCUGACGAGAUAGAAUACCAGACUGGGCGGAUUAAAGAUCUCGAGGCUUCACACGCAAGGUUAGAAGCUUCAAACGAAGAGAUAUCCGCCACCCUGCAGCGCCAUCUUGCCGUGUUGCUUGAUGAUGCACGUCCGCUUCUAGGCAAUCGCUAA
Messenger RNA from Suillus subaureus, 189 nucleotides. RefSeq lists its product as uncharacterized. The record is from RefSeq and is a predicted model, not a curated record. The coding region runs from base 1 to 189 and encodes 62 amino acids. The transcript has 2 exons. NCBI's taxonomy places the organism in Eukaryota, Fungi, Basidiomycota, Agaricomycetes, Boletales, Suillaceae.